AUGAAAUAUUAUUACAAUGAUAAUGGCGCCGAAAUGAUAAGAAUCGAUGUUCGAAAAAACGAUCCACUUGUUGAAUGGUACGAAUAUCCUCUUCAUAAAGUUGCGAAGUUACCUAAAGACCCAGAAGAGAGGAAACAAUUAAAAGAACUUUUUUUCGACACUUUUGUUGAGAUGCAAAAACUUGGACGGCCAAAAGUACAGGUUAAGAAAUUAAUGAAAUGCCAAAAGGUAGCUCGGGCGGAAGCUCGGACGGAAGCUCAAAAACUCAAGCGGCCGGAUAAUAGUCCUCAAUGGCGACAACAAUGUGGCAAGGGAAGAAAUCCAUGCGAGCGCAAAACUUGA
Molecule: messenger RNA, 342 nt
Organism: Oikopleura dioica
Lineage: Eukaryota; Metazoa; Chordata; Appendicularia; Copelata; Oikopleuridae
Source: the annotation of a GenBank genome assembly